AUGGCUCCUAAGGUAUUCCUCACCGGUGCAACUGGCUAUAUUGGCGGCGAUGGGUUGUUUGCCGUUGCCAGCGCCCAUCCUGACUGGCAAUUCUCGGCCCUAGUCCGUAGCCAGGAAAAGGCUACUCAGGUGACAAUCAAAUACCCACAGAUUCGGACUGUGAUUGGAGAUCUAGACUCGUCCGAGCUGAUCGAGGAGGAAGUCAAGAACGCAGACAUUUUUUUCCACUUCGCCGAUGCCGAUCAUGUUGCUGGAGCCCAGGCCAUGGCCAAGGGUGCUCAACAUCACACGCCGGAGCGCCCAUUGUGGUGGAUCCACACUUCGGGCUCUGCUAUCCUGGCAGUAGAGGAUUCGCGUGCUGGCACAUACGGCAUUGAACGUCCUAAGCAAUAUGACGACUGGGAGGGUGUCAGCGAGCUAGUCAAUCUUCCAUCAGAUGCUUUCCAUCGUAACGUGGAUGAGAUCGUCCUUGGUGCUGGUUUGCAGAACCCGACCAGCGUAAAGGUCGCAGUCGUCUGCCCUCCCACCAUCUAUGGCCCUGGACGCGGCCCUGGUAACACCAAGAGUAUCCAAGCCUACUUGCUCAGUGCUGCGGUGCUGAAGCGCAAACAGGGCCUCUUGAUCGGGAAAGGUGAGAACGUCUGGCACCAGGUCCACGUCCAUGAUUUGAGCAAUGUGUACCUGGCGCUGGGUGAGGCUGCCUCGAUGGGAGGGGGCAAGGCUACUUGGAAUGACAAGGGUUAUUACCUCGCUGAAAAUGGGUCCUUUGUUUGGGGUGAUAUCCAGCGCGCAAUUGCACAGUCUGCCUUUGAUAAGAAGCUUAUUGCUUCUCCUGAUGUCGUAUCUCUUGAUGAGGCUCAGACGAAUGAGGUCCUUUUUGGCGGAAUAUAUGCCUGGGGCUCUAACUCCCGUGGCAACUCAAUCCGUGCACGCAAGCUCUUUGGUUGGGCACCCCAGAAGCCUAAGCUGAUUGAUCUUGUUCCUGAGAUUGUUGAGGGAGAGGCUAAGGCUCUUGGGUUGCUCUGA
Penicillium paradoxum is the source of this 1026-nucleotide messenger RNA. RefSeq names its product putative nucleoside-diphosphate-sugar epimerase. NCBI's taxonomy places the organism in Eukaryota, Fungi, Ascomycota, Eurotiomycetes, Eurotiales, Aspergillaceae. The transcript has 3 exons. Bases 1 to 1026 code for a protein of 341 amino acids. The record is from RefSeq and is a predicted model, not a curated record.